AGGUUCCAUUUUUGUAGCGUUUUAGGCACUGUUGAGCAGUUUUGUCUGAGUGUGUGUUUGUUGUCAGAAUUAUGGAACGUCAGAAGUUCAGAGCGGCUUUUUUAGAAGAGCUGGAUGGUGUUAAGUGCUAAUGAGAAUAUGAUUCGGUAAGUGCUUGUGAAGAGGAUGUAGCGUGGAUCUCAGUUGUGUGUGUGUGUGUGUGUGUGUGGGUGAGUGUGUGUGUGUGUGUGUGUGUGUGUGGGUGAGUGUGCGCACAUUUGGUCCUUUCUCUUUCAGGUUCAGUCAGUGUUGGUUGGUGCGAGCUGCAGACGGGCUGCUGUGGUCCACGCAGACCAUUCAGUGGAGCUCUUGGUCUCGGCCUUAAAGGGGGCGGGGCACCAGCAUGAGCCAGGUCAAGCUGGAGUCUGAUGGAGAGUGUGUUCAAGAUGUGGCUGACUUUAUUUGGGAUGACUACCUGGAGGAGACUGGAGCCGUGGCUGUGCCCCAUCAUGCCUUCAAACAUGUGGACCAGGGUCGGCAGACAGGACUGACCCCUGGCAUGAAGCUGGAGGUGUGUGUGCGCUCAGAGGCUGACGGUCCUUACUGGGUGGCCACCAUCAUCACUACAUGUGGCCAGCUGCUGCUGCUGCGCUACGAAGGAUACCAGGAUGACCGCCGUGCCGACUUCUGGUGCGACCUCAUGGCGGCAGACCUGCACCCGUUGGGCUGGAGCCGGCAGCACGGCAAAACCAUGAGACCGCCUGAGGGCGUGCGUGAGAAACAUGCAGACUGGGAGGCUCUGCUGGAGAAGGCCUUGGCUGAGGAGUGCAGCGCACCAGUCAGCCUGCUGGAGAUGCGUGGCGGAGACCCGGUGGAGCUUCUGUGUGCGGGAUGCUACGUGGAGCUCCAGGACAGCGCCGACCCGGUGCUGGCCUGGGCCGCCGAGGUAGAAGAGAACGUCGGAGGAAGGCUGAAGCUGCGGRUGCUCGGCACCGAGGGCCUCCCAGACACGCCCGCUACACUCUGGCUCUUUUAUCUGCACCCACGCCUGCACCCACCAGGGUGGGCUAAAGAGCACGGCUGCACCCUGAGGCCUCCGUCAGAGCUGUUGGCGCUGCGRACUGAGGAGGAGUGGGAGGAGGUUAGACAGAGGAUAAGCGACCUUCCUCAAGAUGAAGCUCUGACUGCAGAGUUUACUAAGGAUCAGCCUGCCAUUGCUGAUCAUUGUUUCAAGGAAAGGAUGAAACUAGAAGCUGUUGACCCCGCAGCACCCAUUUCCAUCAGGCCUGCUACUGUCACCAAGGUCUGAAGCAGCCAAUGCCGGAGCUGRUGGUCCAUGUGGAUUCUCUGGACAUCUUUCCCGUCAGCUGGUGUGAAACAAACGGCUAUCCGCUGGUCUACCCCAUCAAGCUCUCAGUUGAAAAAGAAAGAAAAAUAGCUGUUGUGCAGCCAGAGAAACACAGAACUCCACCAAAGUCUUCAUCACCUGAUGCAGUCAAACAGCAGAUGGCAAACCAGUCUGAAACAGGCCAGGGCAAUGGAAAAUACUGCUGUCCCAAGAUCUAUUUCAACCACAGGUGCUUCUCAGGUCCUUAUCUUAACAAAGGGCGCAUUGCUGAGCUUCCCCAGUUCAUCGGCCCUGGAAACUGUGUCCUUGUUCUGAAAGAGGUUUUGASUCUGCUGAUAAACUCGGCAUACAAGCCCAGCCGAGUGCUGCGAGAGCUGCAGCUGGAUCAGGAGAGCCGCUGGCAGGGCCAUGGAGAGAUACUCAAAGCCAAGUACAAGGGAAAGAGUUACAGAGCCACAGUGGAAAUUGUUCGCACUGCAGACCGUGUGGCAGACUUCUGCAGGAAGACCUGCAUCAAACUGGAGUGCUGCCCAAACCUGUUUGGACCUCGCAUGGUUCUGGAGCACUGUUCCGAGAACUGCUCUGUCCUCACCAAAACCAAAUACACUGCACCACGGAUUUGGGCUUAUUACUAUGGAAAGAAAAAGAGUAAACGUGUUGGUCGUCCUCCUGGGGGACACACUAAUUUAGAUAGUGGCGUGAAGAAGAGAGGAAGGCGGAGGAAGCGGAGGAAGCAGCUGUUUGUCCACAAGAAGAGACGCUCUUCAGCCUCGGUGGAUAACACACCUGCUGGAUCUCCUCAGGGCAGCGGGGAAGAAGAAGAUCUGGAUGAGGAUGACUCCCUGAGUGAAGACACCGGCUCUGAGCUGCAGGAUGAUCUCCAAGACGAUUCUGAACAGUCGGUCGGUAAAUCUCAGCCCACCACACCGUCCCCCUCCCCACCAGCGACGCCCAGACCCUCACGCAGACGCCGGAAACCUCGCUCCCCCUCCUUCUCUGAUGAUGAGAACCACCCACCUUCACCCAAAACGUCAAAGGUUGAACCUCCUCAGAAGCUGUGUUUGGACACCAGCCCACUGGAGUGGACCGUUUCUGAUGUGGUUCGCUUCAUCAGGACUACAGACUGUGCACCUCUUGCAAGGAUUUUCUUGGAUCAAGAGAUUGACGGRCAGGCGCUGCUGCUGCUGAACCUUCCAACAGUGCAGGAAUGCAUGGAUCUGAAGCUGGGCCCGGCCAUCAAGCUGUGCCACCACAUAGAGAGGGUCAAGCUGGCGUUUUAUCAACAGUUUGCUACGUAGCCGAUGCAGAAGGUUGAUGGGACACGUUUGAACAUCCUGUUCUGCAUUUUCAUCCUGAGAAAAUGUGGAACAUGUACAGUAUUAAUUUGUUUUCUUUAAACAAAAACACACUGGACAUUUUUAUUUUAAACUUGUUGAAACAAACCUGAGUCCGAGACAGGUGAAGCAAUGUUUCCUGAUCCUCAGGGAUGAAAGAGCCAAGAAAGUGGAGAAAAACAAAAUCAAAAACAUUGUGUGAGCUUAUUGGGUAAAAGGCACAGAAGGAAGACAGCCUGAUGCACUGAAGUUUUAAGAUAAAAGAUAAGCGUGAACUUGGCACACUUUAGUGUAAAAAUCUAAUCUAUUUUCAAGGAUUUGCUUUCAAAGUAAUGGAUGGUUUCUAUAAGUAUUUAAAAUAAAGUUUGAUUUGUUUUUUUCUUUAGGUUAACAAUUUUGAUUUUCUAAGUUCCCUCCUCAGUCUUGUUCCAGAGCUGGAGCGAAUGAACUGCAGCUGUAAUUUCUUCUCUCUUAAGAUGGGCAAAAAAAAAGGAGCCUUUUAACAUUUUAUACUUUGCCCAUGAUUAUUAUGAAUCUUCUGCCCCCUGUUGUGACUUUUGAAACUACAGACAGUUCCAGCAUAUGACCACACUGGAAGCCUUUGUGCUGUGCUCAGGUUUUUACAGUAGUUGUGCUUAAAAAAAAAAAGAAAAAUAGUUGAGUCAGGUCUUCCUUUCCUCGGAAAUCAAACAAGAAGUUGCAUAAAACAGCUAAAAGGAAGCACUAAAAAAGGAAAUUCUGGUAAACAUUUUCAACACAUUGCUGGUAAUGUGUUGAGUUGUAAACAUGCAUUUUUAAAAAAAUUUAUCAGACUUUUUUUUCUUAAGAGACCAAAUUAUUGUCCAGAUUUUCAGAGGGGGUUACAUUAUCCUGUGAUGAAAGCACAAGAAAAAACAUGUGCCAUUUGGUGAUUUACCACAGUGCAUGUUUGUACAUAGUGUACAUAAUUAAAUCUUUUUAGUGCAACAGGGUGAUUUGAAAGAAUAUAUUGUCUGCAUAAGAAAUGUGUAAAUCUCCAAAAUUAUACAGUAUAUUUGCACAGAAUAGGCCUAAACUUUCAUACAUGAGUUAAACAAAGCAACGAGUCAUAUCUGAGGAGUAGUUUUAACAGGUGACUGCUGUUUUUAAAAUGCUUUUGUAAUUUGUUCUUUCCAUGUAGUGAUUUAAUGUACAUGUUUAUUUUGUGCGAUAGAGACUUCCAUUGUCUGCUAAUUUGUUGGUUCGUUCAAAAUAUUAGAACAAACUUAUUUGUUGUUUGAAGGUCAUUACUUGUAUUUAAGAAAACAAACACUGCAAUAA
Austrofundulus limnaeus is the source of this 3960-nucleotide messenger RNA. It is a transcript of the gene sfmbt1, whose product is annotated as Scm like with four mbt domains 1. Gene Ontology annotation, cellular component: nucleus. The record is from RefSeq and is a predicted model, not a curated record. NCBI's taxonomy places the organism in Eukaryota, Metazoa, Chordata, Actinopteri, Cyprinodontiformes, Rivulidae. Gene Ontology annotation, molecular function: histone binding; chromatin binding; transcription corepressor activity. Gene Ontology annotation, biological process: negative regulation of DNA-templated transcription.